GCGGAGAAAACACCGAGACAUGGGAGGUCGAGGAGCAUUCCAUCUUCUACUCGUGUGCCUGAGCCCAGCACUGCUGUCUGCUGUGCGGAUCAACGGGGAUGGCCAGGAGGUUCUGUACCUGGCAGAAGGUGAUAACGUGAGACUGGGCUGCCCCUACAUCCUGGACCCUGAAGACUAUGGUCCCAGUGGGCUGGACAUCGAGUGGAUGCAAGUCAAUUCAGAGCCCUCCCACCGGGAGAACGUGUUCCUUAGUUACCAGGACAAGAGGAUCAACCAUGGCAACCUCCCCCAUCUGCAGCAGAGGGUUCGCUUUGCAGCCUCGGACCCCAGCCAGUACGAUGCCUCUAUCAACCUCAUGAACCUGCAGGUAUCUGACACAGCCACCUACGAAUGCCGGGUGAAGAAGACCACCACGGCCACUCGGAAGGUCAUCGUCACAGUCCAAGCACGCCCUGCGGUGCCCAUGUGCUGGACAGAGGGCCACAUGACGUACGGCAAUGAUGUGGUGCUGAAGUGCUUUGCCAACGGGGGCUCCCAGCCCCUCGCCUACAAGUGGGCCAAGAUCAGCGGGUACACGCACCCCUACCGAGCCGGGUCUUACCACUCCCAGCACAGCUUCCACUCUGAGCUCUCCUACCAGGAGUCCUUCCACAGCUCGAUGACUCAAGGCCUGAGCAAUGGGGACCUGGUGUUGAAGGACGUCGCUGGAACAGAUGAUGGGCUGUAUCAGUGUACAGUAGCCAACCACGUGGGCUACAGCGUUUGUGUGGUGGAGGUGAAAGUCUCAGACUCCCGGCGUGUAGGCAUGAUCAUCGGCGCCGUGCUGGGCUCCCUGCUCGCGCUGUGCUGCCUGGCCGUGGGCAUCUGGGGACUCUUCUGCUGCUGCUGCGGGGGCACCGGGGCUGGCGGUGCCCGCGGUGCCUUCGGCUACAGUAACGGCGGGGCCUGCGGCGACCUGGCUAGUGAGAUCAGGUAA
Molecule: messenger RNA, 976 nt
Organism: Carlito syrichta (Philippine tarsier)
Lineage: Eukaryota; Metazoa; Chordata; Mammalia; Primates; Tarsiidae
Gene: VSIG8
Product: V-set and immunoglobulin domain containing 8
Exons: 6
Coding region: 20-976 (318 amino acids)
Cellular component (GO): intracellular anatomical structure
Source: RefSeq, a predicted model, not a curated record